Molecule: messenger RNA, 4536 nt
Organism: Limulus polyphemus (Atlantic horseshoe crab)
Lineage: Eukaryota; Metazoa; Arthropoda; Merostomata; Xiphosura; Limulidae
Gene: Bdp1
Product: transcription factor TFIIIB component B'' homolog
Exons: 1
Coding region: 140-2728 (862 amino acids)
Biological process (GO): RNA polymerase III preinitiation complex assembly
Cellular component (GO): transcription factor TFIIIB complex
Molecular function (GO): TFIIIC-class transcription factor complex binding
Source: RefSeq, a predicted model, not a curated record
UUAAUAAUAUUACUACUACUAGUAGUAGUAAUACUAAUUGGUGGUGGCGUUAGUGUUAUCGUAAUAUCGAGUGAGAAAUAAACAAAUAAAAGUUCGAUUAAGCGUCUGAUCUAUAUUAGGUUUAUGAGUGAAAAUCAAAAUGGGAACACGAAGAGCACGUCUUCAAAUAAAACCCAAAACAGGUAUUACUGUAAGAAGUUCUCGUGAUAGUAAUAUUAACGUUGCCAGUGAUACUGAUACUGCUGCAUUGGAAAAUACUUCUGUGACAACCAAACCUAACGUUAGUCCUAACGUAAAUGCCAAAGUAGGUUUAGGAGUACAAAAUGAUCCUGGUUGUUCAACACCUAGAACAAAAAACAAUACAAAUAUUUUACCAGUUUCAUCUACGAAGGAAUGUAGUGUUAGGGAGAAAACUUCAGAACCUCCUGUUAAGACUAUACAACAUGUCAACAGAAACAUUAAUGACCAAACUUAUAUUUCAGCUCUGACAAGUGACACGGAGAGUAAAACCUCUUCAGCUUCUGUUGUAUGCUUGCCUGAGGUCAACAAUGAUGCCAUUAUCAAUUACACUAAUUCAUCAAGUAACAUAGUUCAACCAGACUUACAGAUAUCAAACACUAAUGACAAUGAUACAGUUGAAGAUUUAAAUUAUAGAAUGAGUCACGCUGGUGAAAGUGAUGAAAUCAGUCAAAAUACAGACAAGAAAAUGCCUGAUCUUGGAAGAGAAAAUUACAGGUUUGAAGACAGUGUGCAUGGUAAGUGUGAUACUGAUGCACAGUCUGAUACAUGCAAAAAGAUUAAGAAUUCUCAGGUUGUUAAAAGACGACCUAAAGACACUGCAAACAAAGAAAUUAACGAAGAAGCCAAAUCCAAUAAGAGCAAUGAAAUCUCAGGCAAUGAUGAUGUUAAAAAUAAGCAAGCUAGGAGGCGGCGAUUAAAACCAAAGGUCCUUGAUACACCAAAAGAAGCUAGAAAAAGAGUUUCUGAACCUCCUAAAGAGUCUCUAACAAAAGCUAGUGAGUCUUCUAGAAAAUCUGAAGAAAACACUUUUGACACUUUGACUGAUAUUAAAAAGCAGGAUUGUCAACAUAAUAAAGAUAGUAAGGAAAAAGGUGACUCAAGCAACAUGCAUGAACAGAUAAAUGUGGAAGAAAUUGAGUCAGUAAUAGAAAUAGCUCCUGAGGGUAAUGAUGAGGACAUGGAGGAGGUAGGAGUUAAUGAAAAUAAUAAUAUGCAGUUUCUUAAAGAUAAAAAACCUGUUAAAAAAUAUCAACACCAUAGAACAAGGUGCCACAAAAAAAUUCUAGAGAAGAAAGAUAUGAAAAUGUUAGACCUAAUCUACUGGAAUCCAACAGAAAAUCCAAUGAAGUCUUCAAAUGAAAGCCAGAAUGACAAAGAAAAAAAUAAAAAUAUUAGCAACACUAUGGAUACUGAUACUAGUCACUUAGAAGAAGAACAAGUUGAUGAUCCAACUCACAAGAAAGAUAAUGACAACCUUAAUGAUGAUGAUGAGAAUGUUCCAGGUCCUCGAGUUCGAGUUAAUGAAGAUGGUGAGAUAAUUCUAGAUGAAGCUUCAUUGGUAAUUAAGCAGACAGCUAAUGCUGAAAAAGAUCACUUGGACCCAGAGAUCGUUCACGAAAGCACGGGACAAGCGACGUAUUCUUCAUUUCGGAAGAGUAAAUCUUAUCGAGUGUGGAAAGUGAAAGAAACUGCUAAGUUUUACAAAGCCUUGAGCAUCUGUGGAACUGACUUUACUCUUAUGUCAAACUUGUUUUCAAAGAGAACACGAGAAGAAUUGAAAAAUAAAUAUAAACGAGAGGAAAAGUUGCAUAAACCACUUGUUGAAAGAGCAGUUCGAGAUCCAAUGAAGUAUAAGAUUGCCGAUUUUGAACUAGAUAGUAACAGUGGAGAAGAGGAGGAAAGGUUAACUAAAAAUAAAACUUCUGUGGGUUUUAACAAAAGAAAAUUUAAGAACAAGAAAGAAUGUAAUACAAAACAGAAGAGACCUUGUGGUCGUAAAAAACGAGCACGUAGGUCUUAUGCAGUUAGUGAUUCUUCAAGUGAAGGUGAUGAUGAUUUAGAAUUAAUUUUCAAUGAUGAAGAAGAAGAAGAAGAAUUUGUAAAUGAUCCAAAUGAUGAAGAGUAUAUACCAGAAAAUGAAAGAGCAAAAUUGGGUCAGGCAAGAAAACUUUCCAAACCCAAAAAACAUACAACAAAUAAUUCCAGUUCAAACAAACAACCUCACCUAAAACCUCUUAACCAAGAAGACGAUGUGUCAAAAGAGAGUUACAAUUCAGAAAUUAACAUGUUUCAUAUUACAUGUCCAGUUAUUUGUAGCAUGGAUGAAGAGCCAUCAUCACCAUCAUUAAUUUACAAAAAAUCCUUGAAUUCUGAACAUUUACCAAAUGGAAUAACUCCAUUGGGAAUAUCAAGCAGAGAAUCCAAAGAGACUUUACCAUCAACUUCAACGGACACCUGUAUUCCUGUUGUUUCAGAAAAAACGUCCGUUUCAGUACCAAGUGAGAUGUCAACAACAUCCAUUAUCAGUCCAACAAUUCCUAGUUUACAACAGGGAAUGUCACCUAACAUUCUUAGAUCUCAAGAUCAGCUAAUACUUCUGGCAAGUAGCUCACCCCAGCAAGGACAUGUUGUUCAUGUUUACCUCCUAUCUCCUUCAGAUCAAAGACCGGAGGAAUCAGUAGGCAACAUUCUAACUGAAGGAGAAUGAAAGUUUUUGUAGACUAGUUUGAUUAUUGUAUAUAUUGUUAUUGUACAUAUUUGUAUAUAUAGUUUUUCUCUAUUGUGUAAAGAUUAGAGACAAGUAAAAUUUGACAAAGGCUUUGGUUUCAAGGGUAGUAGGUGCUUUCUAUUUGAGUUUAAGUUUAUUUUAAGUUGUUUCAAAAGAUAUUCUCUGCCUAGUCCAGUCCUAAAAUUUCAUUUUAGUAAUGUCAAUUUUUGUUCCAUCACUGUUUUCUCCCUCAUUUUGUUAGUAUUUUCCUGUCAUCAACAGUGUGUCUUAACCCUAAAUACACUUCUCUCUCAAGUUCAGGUCUUAACCCGAAGUACACUUCUCUCUCAAGUUCAGGUCUUAACCCUAAGUACACUUAUCUCUCAAGUUCGAGUCUUAACCCUAAGUACACUUAUCUCUCCAAGUUCAGGUCUUAACCCUAAAUACACGUAUCUCUCCAAGUUCAGGUCUUAACCCUAAAUAAACUUCUCUCUCAAGUUCGGGUCUUAACCCUAAGUACACUUAUCUCUCCAACUUUGGGCUUCAUCUUUGAGUAUUCGUAUCUCUCCAAGUUUGUUUCUUACCUCUAAUUACUCUAUUUCUGUAAAUCUUCUUACUUUUUAGUACUCUUAUUUCUUCAGUCUUGGGUCUUACCUCUGACCCCUUAACAAUGCAAUAUUACUAUUUGCUUACAAACUGAGGUGUUUAUUUUUCUUACAUUUUGAUUUUUUACAGUUAACUUUAGAAACAUUAUAAAUUCUUUUAAGGAAACAAACUUCUUGGAAGUCUACAUGUCCUUGAAAAUACUUAGUCUAUUGGUUUUUGUAUCUAUGCUACUUUAUAGAAAAACUGAUCAAGAAGAAGCAAUUUUGCCUUAAAAAACAAUCACCAUUAGUAUUAGGUAAUUAUAGCUUCAGUAUUAGUUCAGUGUAUUAUUAUUUUGUAAAACUAUUACAUAAAUUAUUAAAUGCUGCAGACAGAUGUCUUGUGUUAUUCUGUAGUGUAUGGAGGAGAGAGUCUAGACAAGUGAAGUCGAAAUCUUUAUUACCUUAGUCCUAUUUCUGAUUACUUUAAACUGCAGUUUGGUCCAAGGAUCUAAUAUAUACUUAGUGAGAGAGAAAACACUUUGGAAACAAUAUACAUUCUAUCUAAAAAACUUGUAGAAAGGUACUAGUUAUUGCACAUGUACUUGUCCUCUUCAGUCCGAAAUUAGUGAAUAUAGCUGAAGUAACUUUGUACUUCUCUCUAGAGCAUACGUGGUCAACAGAUAGUUCACAUUAGAACUUAGCCAGCUUUUGAUAGUAAUUCUCUUUAGGAAAUCUUUUAUUUUAACCACCCAGUAUGAUGGUCAAAAUCUGUCCUAUAGUGAAAGAAGACAACAAUGGACUUAAAAGGACACAUAACUGUAUAAGAACUUGAAUCCUUGUACAAGUCGUUUUGGGUAAAAUAUUUUUUUUCAAAGUGUGUGUUUUUCUUACAUUUAAGUGUUAAAUGCAACAUUGUGUUAUUUUUUGCUUCUAUCAUUAAAUUGUAUGAUUAUAGAAUUAUUCUUGUAUCAGUAUUGUGCAUGUGUUCUUGCUGUGUUUGUGUAAAAAUAUGAAAUAUCAAUAUUUUUUGUAUUAAAUAUGUUCAAACCUUGUUUAUAUGUGUGACUGUUUUGAAACUUACUUCAAGGAAAGGGUUUCAUUUCAGUGGAACAUCUACAGUCAAAACGUGUGAAUCUUACUAAGACUGAUCAGCCAAAGCAAUGUGUAACUUGUGCUGUAUACUGCUGGCAGAAUAUAAACGGAAUUUUAGAAACAGAUAAA